AUGAGUAAGAAUGUUGCAGAUGCUUAUAAUUUGUUGGAAGAGAUGGCUUCAAAUAAUUAUCAAUGGCCUUCAGAAAGGUCAUGUUCGAGAAAAGCUACUGGAGCCUAUGAAAUUGAUGCACUUGGCAACUUAAUUGCUCAAGUAGCUGCGCAAGUGGCUGCACUGUCCAAGAAGUUUGACACACUAAGAGUUCAUGCAGUUCAAAAUUCAUUAAUAGUUUGUGAGAUGUGUGGAGAUGGCCAUUCAUAUGAUCAAUGUCCAUACAAUUUUGAAUCAGUCCAAUGUGUGGGGAACUUCAAUAGACAACAGAAUAACCUAUACUCUAAUACUUAUAAUCUUGGUUGGAGAAACCACCCCAACUUUUUAUGGAACAAUAAUGCAGGGCCUUCAAAUCCAAAACCCAUCAUGCCACCUGGUUUUCAACAACAAGCUAGACCACAAAUUCCUAAAAAGAAGUCCCAAUUGGAAGAACUUCUCUUGCAAUAUAUGUCCAAGACUGAUGCCCUAAUUCAAAGCUAUAGAGCCUCUUUGAGAAACCUUGAGACCCAAGUGGGACAGCUUGCAAACUCUAUUAACAAUAGACCCCAAGAUGCCUUACCAAAUUAUGACAAGGCAAUUGUUGAGAAAGAAGUUGAAGUGGAAAAGACAGAUAAUGGGCAAGCUAAAAAUCAAGGGAAUUCUGAAGCAAAUUAUCCUUCACCAUCAUUCCCACAACAGUUGAAAAAGCAAAAGCUUGAUAAACAGUUUGAGAAAUUCCUCAAUGUCUUCAAGAAGCUCCACAUAAACAUCCCUUUUGCUGAAGCUUUGGAAAACAUGCCAAGUUAUGUUAAAUUCUUGAAAGACAUCUUAACUAAGAAGAGAAAAUUGGAAGAUUUUGAAACAGUGGCACUUACUGAGAAGUGUAGCGCAAUAAUUCAGAGCAAGCUUCCACCAACACUUAAGGAUCCAAAGAGUUUUUCUAUCCCUUAUACUAUUGGUAGAUUUAAAUUUACUAAAACUUUAUGUGAUUUGAGUAUAGGUGUUUCAAUCAUUCCUUUGUCAAUUGUUGAGAAACUUGGACUUAACGAGAUACAACCUACCAUAGUUUCUUUGCAAUUAGCAGAUAGAACAAUCAAGUACUCUGUUGCGAUUAUUAAGGAUGUAUUAGUUAAAGUUGGACAUCUCUACAUUCCGGUGGACUUCAUUGUGCUUGAGAUGGAAGAAGAUUUGAAAAUUCCUUUAAUCUUGGGACAACCAUUAUUAGCUACUGCAAGCGCAAUCAUUGAUGUGAGGGAAGGCAAAGGUGAACCUAUUUCUCCACCUACAAUUGAGCAAGCACCAAUCUUUGAGUUGAAGCCACCACCUUCUCUUGUGAGCCACAAGCAAUCACCAAAGGAGCAUCCCCCACCACCAUCUAAUUGUCCUUUCGAGAUUAGACAACAAGAUUCUAUUGCAAGGUUGUGGGCAAAGUUGGAGAAGAUUUAUUUGGUGAAAAGUUUUUCCAAUAAGUUGCAGCUUAGGCGAAAGUUGUAUCGCUUAAGGAUGGAGGAGAAUGGAAACCUCAUGAAGCAUAUGAAUGGAUUCAACAGGAUCAUUGAUCAGUUGAAGGAGAUUGAUGUGAAGGUGGAGGACCGAAAAAAAGGACUAUUAUUUCUUGCAUCUUUUCGAAUUUUGGAAUAUCUUAUUUGCUGA
This is a messenger RNA of Theobroma cacao (cacao), 1671 nucleotides long. The record is from RefSeq and is a predicted model, not a curated record. NCBI's taxonomy places the organism in Eukaryota, Viridiplantae, Streptophyta, Magnoliopsida, Malvales, Malvaceae.